Molecule: messenger RNA, 1846 nt
Organism: Daucus carota subsp. sativus
Lineage: Eukaryota; Viridiplantae; Streptophyta; Magnoliopsida; Apiales; Apiaceae
Product: adenine DNA glycosylase
Exons: 5
Coding region: 22-1548 (508 amino acids)
Biological process (GO): mismatch repair; base-excision repair
Cellular component (GO): nucleus
Molecular function (GO): adenine/guanine mispair binding; oxidized purine DNA binding; purine-specific mismatch base pair DNA N-glycosylase activity
Source: RefSeq, a predicted model, not a curated record
AUUAACUAAAAGCCCACCCGGAUGAGGAUGGAAUUGGGUGUUGUGACAGGAAUAGGAGUGGGUAGGCUGAGCCUGGCUCCACCCCCAAAUUUGAAAUUGAAAGCCAAGAGGGUGUUUAGCGGGAAAAGCGGCGGCCUUGUAAUGGACGACGACAAGGAGGACACAAUGAUGGGUGGGACUGGGAGCAGAAGAAGAAGCAGCAGGAGCAGGAAGGCGAAGAAAACGACCGACGAGGAGGAGGAGGAUGAGAAGAAGAAGAGAAGACGGGCGAGCAAAAAGACAUCAUCAGGGCUUAGUACUAGCAGUGUGAUGAUUGAUAUAGAAGAUUUUGGGAAAGAGCAGUCUUUUGAAAUUAGGUCCUCUCUUCUUGAUUGGUAUGACAAUAACCAAAGAGAUCUCCCGUGGCGCAAAACCACCACUUGUAGUGACAGGGCUUAUGCUGUCUGGGUUUCCGAGAUUAUGCUUCAGCAGACCAGGGUUGAUACCGUUAUCCGUUAUUUUAUUCGUUGGAUCCACAAGUGGCCCACUCUUGUUCACCUUUCCCAUGCCUCUCUUGAGGAGGUGAAUCAGAUGUGGGCAGGCUUGGGUUAUUACCGCCGCGCUAGGUUCCUCCUGGAGGGAGCUAAAUUCAUUGUCCAACAAGGAGGUCACUUCCCAACUACACUUUCUGAGCUUCGCAAGGUUCCUGGAAUUGGGGAUUAUACAGCUGGUGCUAUUGCUUCUAUAGCCUUCCAACAGGCAGUUCCCGUGGUCGAUGGAAACGUGGUCAGGGUGAUUGCCAGGCUAAAGACUAUAUCUGCAAACCCCAAAGACUCUACAACUGUUAAGGCUAUGUGGAAAUUAGCAGGGCAAUUAGUCGAUCCUGACAGGCCGGGAGAUUUUAAUCAGGCUCUCAUGGAACUUGGUGCCACAGUAUGCACUUUACAUAAUCCAAGCUGCUCCACAUGCCCGGUCUCAGGUCAAUGUCGUGCACUGUCAGUAUCAAUAAAUGAUAGAUCAGUAUCUGUCAAGGAUUAUCCAACAAAAGUUGUCAAGGCCAAAAAAAGACAUGAAUUUUCUGCCGUGACUGUUGUGGAAAUAAUAGAAGAUGAAGCCCUGAUGGAUCAACCACAAUGUAAUAGUAGAUUCCUCCUCGUAAAGAGACCAGAUAAAGGUUUACUUGCUGGCCUUUGGGAGUUUCCAUCUGUUCCAUUAAUAGGCGAGGUAGACUUGGUCACAAGGAAAGAUGCAAUCGACCAAUAUUUGAAGUCAUUUGAUCUCGAAUCUGGAAGUACAUGUGAAGUAGUUUUAAGAAAAGAUGUAGGAGAAUAUGUACAUAUCUUCAGUCACAUACGUCUCAAGAUGUAUAUAGAGUUGCUGGUUCUACAUCUAAAAGGCAGGAAGUGUGUGAAUCUGGAAAAAGAGAACAUGGAAUGGAAGUAUGUUAAUAGCAAGGACGUAGGAAGCCUAGGACUAACAUCUGGAGUGAGGAAGGUCUAUGAUAUGAUUCAGAAAUUUAAGGAUACUAUCCCACCAAAAAGUGACAAAAAGGUGCCAGAGAAGUUGUGAGAGAGUUCCUGAUCUCUAGUAAACGAACAAUGAUUACCUGACAAAAGUUGGUAGAAGCUCCUGCUCAUUUUAAGGAAAGCGGAAAAUGCUGGACCUCAACAGAUGUAGUAAUGCCAUAAGCUUUAAAUUAUUCAUGAAGAAGUUGUUGAGUCGUUUUGUGAAGCUGAUGUAUUUGACAUUUGUGUGAUUUAGUUUCAUAUUUUUACUCCACAAACAAGACCCCUAGCUAGGAGCAGUUGAUGGAUCCUGAAUAUUUGUGUCUGAAUGCUAAAAGUUGCAAAAACAGAAACUUGAAGUA